Messenger RNA from Erinaceus europaeus (western European hedgehog), 5836 nucleotides. RefSeq names its product purine rich element binding protein A (gene PURA). Gene Ontology annotation, cellular component: nucleus. The transcript has 2 exons. Gene Ontology annotation, biological process: regulation of transcription by RNA polymerase II. Bases 541 to 1506 code for a protein of 321 amino acids. The record is from RefSeq and is a predicted model, not a curated record. Lineage: Eukaryota; Metazoa; Chordata; Mammalia; Eulipotyphla; Erinaceidae. Gene Ontology annotation, molecular function: RNA polymerase II transcription regulatory region sequence-specific DNA binding; purine-rich negative regulatory element binding; DNA-binding transcription factor activity, RNA polymerase II-specific.
UCUGGUAAGGAAAUGCGUUUCCCAGGAAAUUCCUGACAUUUUUAGCUUGUGAAUUUCCUAAAGUCUGCUGGGUCUUCUCCUCCAUUCUGGAUCCUUUCCGAGAGGAAGAGUGGACUAGGGGCUGAAGCUCAUCAGGGCCUGGUUCAUCCGCAGAGCUGGCUGGCAACCCAGACUGGCUCAACCCUGAGCAGGGUGCCCCCCUUCCCCAAAUCUGGGAAGGAGGGGGAGGCAGGCUGGCAGUCGUGGGCCCAAAGGGGCCUGCUUGAAGGUUUUUGGGGAGGAAUGUGAGGUUUCUUUUCGGUUGUUGCUUGGGGGGGAAGAGCGGAGUUCACGGGAUCAGGCACUGCAGGCACCCGGGCCCUAGUGCGGCGGCCGUGCUCAGCCCGGCUCCCCCCGCCGAUCUCGCGAGAGUGGCUGACUGGCUGUGGGGGUUGCGGCGGCAGCAGGCGGAGCCGGGGAGGGAAAGCAGCGGCGGCUGAGGCGACUGAGGCGGCGGCGGGCGGAGCGGCAGGCGGCGGCGCGGCGGCGGAGCGCAGCAUCAUGGCGGACCGAGACAGCGGCAGCGAGCAGGGUGGUGCGGCGCUGGGCUCGGGCGGCUCCCUGGGGCACCCGGGCUCGGGCUCGGGCUCCGGCGGGGGCGGUGGUGGCGGCGGGGGCGGCGGCGGCAGUGGCGGCGGCGGCGGGGCCCCGGGGGGGCUGCAGCAUGAGACGCAGGAGCUGGCCUCCAAGCGGGUGGACAUCCAGAACAAGCGCUUCUACCUGGACGUGAAGCAGAACGCCAAGGGCCGCUUCCUGAAGAUCGCAGAAGUGGGCGCGGGUGGCAACAAGAGCCGCCUCACUCUCUCCAUGUCAGUGGCUGUGGAGUUCCGCGACUACCUGGGCGACUUCAUCGAGCACUACGCGCAGCUGGGCCCCAGCCAGCCGCCCGACCUGGCCCAGGCACAGGACGAGCCGCGCCGGGCGCUCAAGAGUGAGUUCCUGGUGCGCGAGAACCGCAAGUACUACAUGGAUCUCAAGGAGAACCAGCGCGGCCGCUUCCUGCGCAUCCGCCAGACGGUCAACCGGGGGCCUGGCCUGGGCUCCACGCAGGGCCAGACCAUUGCGCUGCCCGCACAGGGGCUCAUCGAGUUCCGCGACGCUCUGGCCAAGCUCAUCGACGACUAUGGAGUGGAGGAGGAGCCGGCCGAGCUGCCCGAGGGCACCUCCUUGACUGUGGACAACAAGCGCUUCUUCUUCGAUGUGGGCUCCAACAAGUACGGAGUGUUUAUGCGCGUGAGCGAGGUGAAGCCCACCUACCGCAACUCCAUCACCGUGCCCUACAAGGUGUGGGCCAAGUUCGGACACACCUUCUGCAAGUACUCGGAAGAGAUGAAGAAGAUUCAAGAGAAGCAGAGGGAGAAGCGAGCUGCCUGUGAGCAACUCCAUCAGCAGCAGCAGCAGCAGCAGGAGGAGACCGCUGCAGCCACCCUGCUCCUGCAGGGUGAGGAAGAAGGGGAAGAAGAUUGAUCAAACUGAAUGAAAAAAAAAAAACCACACACAUGCAUACACACACACACCAACCACACACAGAAAAUAUACUGUAAAGAGAGAGAGAGAAAAUAAAAAGUUAAAAAAAAAAAAAUAAAAAAACUCAACUCCAAGGGAGCACCACCCACAGAACCUCCACCAACUGACAGUUUCUCUUCUUGACUUGCCACCCAUCGCUGGAUGUUGUCCACUUUAUCCACCAUAUAAAACAGUAAGCAGCUGCUAAAAACAAAAAAAAUACAAAAAAAUACAAAAAGUAAUAACAUUAUAUGAACUGUGUUUCCUACUUGAUUAAAAAAUAUAAAGAACUGAGUGUUUAUUUCCCUAAUUAACCAAGAACUUUUGUACACGUUUAAGCUAUUAUUAUUAAAAGUGUUUGCAAAAUGGUCAAAAUUAUAAUAUUGCUGAAUUAUAUAAAAGUCCUUUUCAUGUUGAGCUAACAUUUGACUUUAGCACAAAAAAGAGAUAUUUUAGAACACGUAAAAUAAUAUUUUUAGUUUUCUCAUUUUGUUACCAAAUUUCAAACCUUACAUGGAGGUUAUUAUAGUAUAUUUGACACCCUAUAUACCUGUGAUUAGAGAUGUGUAUAUAUAUUUGAGGGCUAGGCAUGCUGUGUGUCUGAGCUUUGUCUAAAUGUUAUGCAGAAGUUUGUAGAGUUAAAGGUACGUAGGUUUAAUUCAUGCAAGGUAAACAAUAAGUGCUCUCUUUUAUACAAUAUGCAUUGCAUCUGGACCUUAAACAUAUAAAAAUGGUCAGUGAACUUCUGUGAACAUGAAGAAAUUAUUAAAAAAGGCAUUUAAAUGAAAUUUGCUAAGUUGUGAUUUUUAUGGUUGGAACCAAAGUUAUUCAAAUAGUAAAAGGAAAAAGAAAGAAAAGGAAAUCUCCCAUAAUAUUUUUCUGCAUCUGUUUGCUUUGACUGAGUAGGCAAAGUUUUGUCAUUAUGGUGUAUAUGAGAUGUACUUGUAUCGUUCAUAAUAUAUUUUUUUUAUUAUGUGUAGAAAGAUUUUUAAAACUUAACUAACGUGCAGCAAUUUCCAGUGAACCUGUGCUUGGACAUCAGGUAGUGAGUCUUUGUGGUCACUAGCACUGUCUCCUAAACUUGUAAGAGGUCUGAAGCUAUCCUUUGAUUUUUGUCAGUGCUAUUAACUUAUGUAGACCUGUUAAAAAGCAGAGCAACAAAAUUAUAGUUUUAUCCUACUGAGCCAUGGAUUCUGAGUUUCAUUUUAAAAGUGAAAGCCAAGUUGGUAUAUGUAAAGGAUUUCCAUGUAGCUGUGGUGCUAGUUAUUACUGGCUACAUUAUAUGCUAAGUGUAUUUGUGUUCCCCAAUUGUACAAGCCUUCUAUCAAACGUAUGUUCUAUAACUCAUAUAUUCAAGGUUGUAGGGUAUGAAAAUACAAAGCUUAGGAGAGCACUUUACCAAACUGGUGUCCUCCAAACUGAAAUUGUUUGUAACGAUAGUCUUUUACAGGUUUCCAUCUUAAAACAUUUGCGUGCUUUUAAUUGACAACUAACUUCUUGCUGCUGUAUAGUAAAAUAUUAAUAUAUUUUUAUCAUUAAACUGCUGCAUGACUAUCAUCUUUGAGUGAAGAGAAAAUGUUAUAAAAAAAAGAUGCCUUAAACAGUACAUUUUGGUUUAGAAUUCUGUAGAGAGUUAUUAUUAUUUUUUUUUUCCAGGAUCUUGUCUGAGUUCUGGGGAUGGAAUUGUUAUCUUAGCAAAUCCAGCCAUAUAGAUCUAACUGCUGUAUGUAAAAGACACCACCUGUAGGAGCUGGAGGGUAUUGAUGCUUCUCACAUUGUGAAGUGUUGGCCUAGGAAGGUGAGAUAGUUGUCUUUUUGAAGGAUUUUUUUUCCUGCUGGUUCUUUGGGUUUUGAUUUGAUUUUUUUUUAAGCUCCCUGGUGAGUGUGUUGUCUUUGUUUUUGAGAUCUACUGUAUGUGUUGAAUAACAAGCUAUUUCCAUUGUACUGUGCAUUUUCCCAUUAAAUUGUUUGCUUUUAAUAUUCAUACAAUGUUAACUACGAGGUGACCGUACAAUAGAUAGGAGUUUCUUUACUUACAAAAUCACUGGAAAUUAAAUUGCUUUCCCUUUUCCCCAAGGUGCAUUUUACUUAUCUCCAUAUAGUAAAGUUGAGCUUUUACAGUGCAUAAUGUGACAUUUGGAAUGCUUAUCAACUGCAUGUAAACAUUAAUAACCUGCACUUUUUGUCUUAAGGUUUGUUGAGCUGUUUUGUUCACUGUACUUUAACUGUGAUAUGGAAAAGAUGCUUUCUCUGUGUUGUUACUAGUUAGGAAAGAGAAUUGCUUUGAUUUUGUCUCUUGUUUACUAUAGCUUCUUAAAGUUAAGCCUUGUACUACAGGUUGUUGGAGUACUCCUAGAUCAGUGUUUCAUAGUAGCCAGCAAUAAGUAGUGCAAGUCUACAAAAACACAGCAAACUUAGGCAAAGUGUCCUUUCUUUGAGAUGCGAGUUAUUUCAUGAGGUUCUCUUUAGGGUCAGACUUACCUAAAGUGAAGCCUUUCUUACCUAUAGACUUCAGAUUCUGCUUGGAAUCCUACCGGAUCAAGAAGCACAUGUAUUGUGCAAUUGUCUUUACACUAUAACAGUUAAACACAAUCUACAAAAUCUUACUAAGAUUUUGAAACCAAUGUCUGAUUUAUGGUCAGUGGGUUUUAAAAGAAAUCCACAUGCAGAUCUUUUAGUACUUAAGAGGUGAUCAUGGACAAAAGACUAAAUGACCAUAGAAAAAGACUAAGUGACUGUAAAGAUGCUCUAUUUUGCAUCUCACUUUACCUCCCAAAACACCCUCCCUAUCUUCCUUUCUCCCUUCUCCUCAUUCAUGCCCCCCCCACCCACCCCCAGGUGCUCGGUACUUUACCAAGGUUCUAUAUUUCAGUGUUUUAUGUUGGUGUUUUCUCUUUAUUUUAAUUUACUAGUUGGUAUACCCUACUUGUGCUGAAACAAAAACAAAAGGAAAUGGUAUGUUUGACCAUAUGUGUUAUUCAUAGAAGACAGUAUGAUCAAAUGUGCCAAUAACAAGCAAACAAAACUUAAUUCCUGACAAGUAUGCCUUAUUUUUAAUGAUCUACUUUGUCUUACAGUUAAGGUCCAAGAGCUUGGUUGAACUAUAUUAUUUGCCUAAGUACAAAAGAAAACUUGAAAUGCAUUGUAAUAUUGACAUUCUUUAAAAUGAGAGACACUGUCAAGUAAUUUAAUCCAGAGAUCAGCCACCAGAUUUGAAAUGCCCUUAUGUUUGUGUCUGUUUGGUGUUGUCUGCAUUUUUUGUUUUUUGUUUGUUUUUAUUUGUUUAAAUCACCAAAUCUUUUUUUUAAGCUACUUUUUUAUUUGUGCCUCCUAUUUAUCAUGCUGAUGUUAGAAGCAGCAGUCAUUCAGGCACAGAGGGAGCUAAAGUUAACUAACCAGAACUAUAGAAAUCAUUAUACAUCCCUUUGACAACAAAGGAAGUUCAUAAGAAAAGCCAUGUUGGCUUUUCCUUCACUAGAUAGAGAUUGGAGGAAGAUGAUUAUUUGCCAAAUGAGGGGGGAAAAAUAAAAGAUAAUGUGAAUCAGGAGAGACAAACUUUUCCAGCUUCUCAAAAGCCACGAAGAGUAGAAAGUAAAACCAACGGGGGGGAAAAAAAAAAACACCUUGAAAGUCUCACUUUCUUUCUGUUUUAUGCAGGAGUUGGCAUUUGACUCAAAGAAAGUAUAUCAAUGUGUCUUUAAAUGUUUUCACAUCUAGAGAUGGCCAAUUAUUGCUAUUUGAUUUUUCAGGUAAUGGAGAAAGCUGCUAGUAAUUUUAACCCAUUCAUAAAAAUGACUUUCAUUUGGGAGCAAAUACUUAUUUCCUUGAAAAAUAGCAUUGUAAUAGCCUAUGAUAAUUAGUUGUAGAAUAAUCUUUAUCCCCUUUUAAACUAUGCAAAUUACUAAAGUGUAAAUUAGGAUUCAAUUAAAGAUAGUUGAUUAUAUUGCAAUCAGAUGACAUUCACAAACUUAACUGGAGCAUAUACAAAAUCUACUAGCCUAAGAGUUUUGUAUGCUAACAAAAAUAUAGUUUAGCUACAUAUUCUGAAAAUGGUGAAUAUUAUUAAUUUGUAUAAUAGGACUGGGAAGACUGCCUCCUUUUUUGAAGAGAGAGAUUAAGGAUUUUUAUAAUUGUUUUUCAUCAAAUUUUAAUAUUUUUGUCAAAUUUUUAGGUAUUUAAUUUGUAAAAAAAAGUUUGCUUUGUACUGGCAUACAGAAAAUAGGGUAUUGAUUUUAAACUUUUUGACGCCAAGUGAUCAAGUACAUUUGUAAUAAAAUUCAAUGGAUUGAUA